This is a messenger RNA of Magallana angulata, 2550 nucleotides long. RefSeq lists its product as uncharacterized. NCBI's taxonomy places the organism in Eukaryota, Metazoa, Mollusca, Bivalvia, Ostreida, Ostreidae. Bases 57 to 1544 code for a protein of 495 amino acids. The transcript has 2 exons. The record is from RefSeq and is a predicted model, not a curated record.
UAGUGGGUCAGGUAAAAGGCAAACGGUCAGUUUGAAGAGGACUCUCUCCUAGGACCAUGUAUUUGAAAUCCUCCCUCUUUGGAAUAUUCAUAUUAAGUUUAUUUUCUUAUAAUUUAUCGGAGGCUCAAAGGUUCCUGAUUCCUCAGAGACAAAAUUCACAGCCGGUUUCUUCAUUUAGAUAUAAUCCAAAUCACAACAGGGUACAUCACCGCAACAGUUUUACACACAGCCAAGGAUUUCUCGCAAACAGACAAGAUUCAUCAAGGGAAAUAUUUCAAACACGACCAGGUCAACAGCUGUCUCCCUCUUUUGAUAACAGGAGAAAGUCAAUUUUUCGAUUUCAAAACACUAUAGCGGGACAUCAUCAAACCAAGAAACAUCCUUUCGAUAGCAGCGAACACAUACCAAAACCUUCAGCCUCUGAAUCGGUGAAGCAUGCAUCAGCCCACAAGCCAUUCCAUGUCGAUCAUAAAAUUUCAAAACCCGAGUUUAGUUUUUUAUCGGCAAUGAACUCCAACUUCAAACCUACAAUCCCUCUGAAACCACCAAGUCAGCAUAUCUUACGCACCCCUCCAGUUAGAAAUUGGACACCAAGAAAUCCAGCCAUACAAAAUACAGGAAUCGCGGGACCGAUGAUGUUUAACCCUGUCCAUAGAAGGCGCCCUUUUCAACCCUCUUAUGUUAACAACAGACCGAGACAAAUGCAUCAAAGAAGAUUUCAUCCUCCAAUGAGAAUUUCCACUGGGAACUUGUCGGGGCAGCAAGGACUUCUUGGGUCUCCUUCCGUCCUAAAUGCGAUCCCUAACAUUCUGCCAGAAAACACCGUCAUUGCACCUGCGGAGGAAAAAUCUGAUGUUGUCAAGAAGGACAUAAGCUUGCAAAAACCUACUGAACAUACCAACAAAAAUCCAGACCAUCUCACAGUCGCCAUAAGUCCGUUGAACUCUGAACCUCUGACUAAACCUGUUGAAACUGCAAUCAAAUCAGUAACUGUUCCUAAACAGAAGCCACUACGAAAAACAAUAAAAGCAAAGAAACACAAAUCCGGUGUAAGAAAAACAAAGAAAAACGUCACUAAACACAAAGCAACAAAGCCAUCUAAACCUUUGCCUUCCAAGGUUGUGAAAAAACCCAAAGAAAGGCCGUCUAAGAGUAAGACUAAGAAAAAUGAAAAAAUAACCCCAGCGCCUAAAAAAGAAUCCAAACCCCGCAUUAUCACAGAUGCACCUACAAAACCACCAACAACCACGGAAAUGUCCCCAGUCGACGAUGAUUUCCUUCCGGGCGGAUCUAGUGGUUCCUGGGAAAUGCCGGAUCACGAUUUCCCCAAUUCGGGCUCACAAGAAGUUAUGAAUGUAUUUGGUAGAGAAAGGUUUCUUCCCGGCUGCCUCUGCACAAUGUUUUGCGGUCAUGGGUUCGAAUUUGCCGGGUUUUGUGGAGCUUCAUCCGCCGAAUUCUUCCGUCCUCGUCUCUCCAAAUGUUGUCCAGUCAAGAAUGGCUCGGGCGGUAACAGUGGACACAUGCCUUUCUUUUUCGAUGACUGAAUAUUAGUCCUUUCUACAAAACUAUUUAUAUUUUGUUUAGUAAUUUUUUUAUUUUUGUUCAAUGAACAAUCAUUUGUUUUUAAUUAUCAUAUUAAUGAACGAAAAGGUCUCCAUACAAUCCUUAUUUAAUAUUUUAGUCACUUUUUUCCUUCGUUAAGUCAUUGAUAGUUUAGUGUAUAACGUUUCAUGCGCGGAUCCAGAAUAUUCUACCGCAAUUGGGGGUGCGGGUUCCGAGAAAAAUGUCUUUUUAGCCAGGGGGAUCCCGGGCCUGUUUUCGAUCACUCAACUAUGUGGAUUAAAUAAGUCUGAAUUUUCCACGGGUGUCUGGACCCCCAGACCCCCCUCGAUCUUCGCAAGACCCUUUCCCCAUUUUUUUUAAAACAGAUAACGAAGUAUUUAUUAAGUUGGCUGAGCGAUCAAUAAAUUAUCAUUUAAGUGUAAAUCUACCUUUAAAAAUAUUUAAUAAUUAUGUGUUUUAGCCAGAAACUAAGUGCAGAAUAUUUCCUUAUAUUCAGGCUUUGGAAUUUCAUCCGUUUCCUCCAUAGCUUUAUUCUUAGCUCUUCUUUUGAAGGAGAUUAACAUGGUCUUGAAAUGACUAUGACCAUCCAGCCCUCCUUAAUACUGUGAAUAAAAUGUUUCAGUCUGAAAAUAUUAUUCGGUAGAACAUUCAUUGCAUAUACCGGUAUGUCUUUAUAUACGAUCUGAGAGGUGAAUUUUCUAUCAACAAUAGUACUGUUGCAAAAUUUAUCUAACCCUUUUCAUAAUUUUAGAAAAUAUAUUUAUAUCUACAAUGUAUAUUCAUAAAUCAUCAUUAAAUGACUUUUUACUUAAUGUACUGAGCAAAUAUAUGGUUGGUAAUAAAAUAUUCCAUUGGUAACGCCUAUAGCUUUUUUAUUUUCUUAUAUAAUAGAAUUGGUAGUAUGGAACAUUUAUUCAAACUAAAUUUAUUUCCGUAUUUCGUAGGUUAUGUUCGAUAAGUGUAUAUGAUCAUCUAUUUUUUUCCAAC